AAAAAUGAAGAGCAGAAAGGUUACCAUGUUAGUGACAAUAAUGAUACUUAUGAUGAUGGGAAACCUUUUAGAUCAAACAAAGGCUCAAAAAAGUUCUUUAGGUCAAAGAGAAGCUGAGAAAAUCCCUUUUAUUCAGUGUUAUCCAUCUUGUCUUAAAGAGUGCAAAAGUACUUACAAGUUUCCAGCGUCUCUCAAGUGUCCAAUUAUAUGUCUUAAAGCCUGUCUUCAUCCUCCAUCACCAUCACCAUCACCAUCACCAUCACCAUCACCAUCACCAUCACCAUCUCCAUCUCCAUCUCCAUCUCCAUCUCCUCUUUCGGAGAAAACUAUUGAUGAAACUAAUGAUUUCUGUAAAUUUGGUUGUGCUGUGCAACAAUGUGCUUCUCUUUCUACUAUGGAAAUUCCAAAUGUGAAGAAAGUCGCAGCCUGUGUCGAUUCAUGUUCGAUUAAGUGUUCCAGCAAAAACUAAAAAGCGAUACUUUUCCUCCU
Messenger RNA from Brassica oleracea var. oleracea, 489 nucleotides. RefSeq names its product thionin-like protein 2. The record is from RefSeq and is a predicted model, not a curated record. The transcript has 2 exons. Bases 5 to 469 code for a protein of 154 amino acids. NCBI's taxonomy places the organism in Eukaryota, Viridiplantae, Streptophyta, Magnoliopsida, Brassicales, Brassicaceae.